AGGAAACGGGGCCUGGCUGCCGAAGCGGCCUCCGCUAGGGGGCUACGGCGGGAGGAUUCCCGGGGGGCGUCGCCUGCUUCCGCCGCCGCCUCCUUCAGUGAAAGUCUCUUUUGGGUCCAGCUGUCACAGCCACCGCGCUCCCUCAGGCCGGGCGGGGGACACCCCAGGUCUGCGUGGCCCCCGUGCCGCCACGCCCAGUGGCCGCCCGAGCCCUGCGAGCAGGGGGAGGAGCCGCCGCCAGUGGAGGCGGAGGAGGUAGAGGAGGCGGAGACGGCGGAGACGGCGGAGAAGGCGGAGAGGAAGGUGGAGGCGGAGGCGAAGGUGGAGGGGAAGGUGGAGGCGGCCGGGAAGGUGGAGGCGGCGGGGAAGGUGGACACCGCCGGGAACGUGGAGACAGCGGAGGGUCUGGGCCGCCAGGCUGAGCUCAAGCUGGAGCCCGAACCCGAGCCCGUACCGGAGGCGGAGCAGGAGCCGAAGGGGGAGCCGAAGCAGGAGCUGGAGGAUGAGAACCCAGCGCGGAGCGGCGGUGGCGGCAGCAGCGACGAGGUUCCUCCCCCCACCCUUCCCUCCGAACCCCCGCGGCCCCCCGAUCCCUCUCCGCGGCGCAGUCGUGCCCCCCGCCGCCGACCCCGGCCGCGGCCACAGACCCGGCUCCGUACCCCGCCGCAGCCUAGGCCACGGCCCCCGCCCCGGCCCCGGCCCCGGCGCGGCCCUGGGGGCGGAUGCCUGGAUGUGGAUUUCGCUGUAGGUCCACCAGGCUGUUCCCACGUGAACAGCUUUAAGGUGGGAGAGAACUGGAGGCAGGAACUGCGGGUGAUCUACCAGUGCUUCGUGUGGUGUGGAACCCCAGAGACCAGGAAAAGCAAGGCAAAGUCGUGCAUCUGCCAUGUGUGUGGCACCCAUUUGAACAGACUUCACUCUUGCCUUUCUUGUGUCUUCUUUGGCUGCUUCACAGAGAAACACAUUCAUGAGCACGCCGAGACAAAACAACACAACUUAGCCGUAGACCUUUAUUAUGGAGGUAUAUACUGCUUUAUGUGUAAGGAUUAUGUAUAUGACAGAGACAUUGAGCAAAUUGCCAAAGAAGAGCAAGGAGAAGCUUUGAAAUUACAGGCCUCCACCUCAACCGAGGUUUCUCACCAGCAGUGUUCAAUGCCAGGACUCGGUGAGAAAUAUCCAACCUGGGAGACAACCAAACCCGAGUUAGAACUUCUGGGACACAACCCAAGGAGAAGAAGAAUCACCUCCAGCUUUACCAUCGGUUUAAGAGGACUAAUCAAUCUUGGCAACACGUGCUUUAUGAACUGCAUCGUCCAGGCCCUUACCCAUACUCCGAUCCUGAGAGAUUUCUUCCUGUCCGACAGGCACAGAUGUGAAAUGCCAAGUCCUGAGUUGUGUCUGGUCUGUGAGAUGUCUUCGCUUUUUCGGGAGUUGUAUUCUGGAAACCCAUCUCCUCACGUUCCUUAUAAAUUACUGCACCUGGUAUGGAUACACGCUCGUCACUUAGCAGGAUACAGGCAACAGGAUGCCCACGAGUUCCUCAUUGCCGCGUUAGAUGUCCUGCACAGGCACUGCAAAGGUGAUGAUGCCGGGAAGGCUGCCAACAAUCCCAACCACUGUAACUGCAUCAUAGACCAAAUCUUCACAGGUGGCCUGCAGUCUGAUGUCACCUGUCAAGCCUGCCAUGGCGUCUCCACCACCAUAGACCCAUGCUGGGACAUCAGUUUGGACUUGCCUGGCUCUUGCACCUCCUUCUGGCCCAUGAGCCCAGGGAGGGAGAGCAGUGUGAAUGGGGAAAGCCACAUACCAGGAAUCACCACCCUCACGGACUGCUUGCGAAGGUUUACAAGGCCAGAGCACUUAGGUAGCAGUGCCAAAAUCAAAUGCGGUAGUUGCCAAAGCUACCAGGAAUCUACCAAACAGCUCACGAUGAAUAAAUUACCUGUUGUUGCCUGUUUUCAUUUCAAACGGUUUGAACACUCGGCCAAACAGAGGCGCAAGAUCACUACAUACAUAUCCUUUCCUCUGGAGCUGGAUAUGACACCAUUUAUGGCCUCGAGUAAAGAGAGCAGGAUGAAUGGACAGUUGCAGCUGCCAACCAAUAGUGGAAACGAUGAGAAUAAGUAUUCCUUGUUUGCUGUGGUUAAUCACCAAGGAACCUUGGAGAGUGGCCACUACACCAGCUUCAUCCGGCACCACAAGGACCAGUGGUUCAAGUGUGAUGAUGCCGUCAUCACCAAGGCCAGUAUUAAGGACGUUCUGGACAGUGAAGGGUAUUUACUGUUCUAUCACAAACAGGUCCUGGAACAUGAGUCAGAAAAAGUGAAAGAAAUGAAUACACAAGCCUACUGAAGUGACACAGACCUACCUGUAAUGGAAGAUGACAACACCUAUACUACAACUGGCUUCGAGAUUUAAAGGACCUACUUGCAUGGCCCAUGGGCCUGACAGAGUAAGAAUUGAACAGUACCCAGUGUCUAAAAGGUCCUGGUUGGAAGAGAAGUAGACAGGGUGGGAGAAGAGGCUCUAGUCUAAACAGUCACUUAAAGGAGAAUUCAAUGGCAGGAAUGCUCUAGGUGGGGAAGGCAGGAGCAGGGAAAUCCUGACACUGGUACAUAUCCUAUAUUCCUCCAAAAGAUUGUGUGGGAAA
Messenger RNA from Felis catus (domestic cat), 2650 nucleotides. RefSeq names its product ubiquitin specific peptidase 27 X-linked (gene USP27X). The record is from RefSeq and is a predicted model, not a curated record. The annotation marks the transcript as partial. Gene Ontology annotation, molecular function: cysteine-type deubiquitinase activity; zinc ion binding. Lineage: Eukaryota; Metazoa; Chordata; Mammalia; Carnivora; Felidae. Gene Ontology annotation, biological process: protein deubiquitination. The transcript has a single exon.